UUUGCUGCAAUCAUCAGCUGUUUCUUUUGUUGACGUUAACAACCGUCUAUAAUUUAGUAUAUAGCUUUAUCCAUAAACAACUUAAGAUAUGUCAGCGUUGGCCUAUGAUUCGCUGUUAUCCACCACGGCGGUGAUUAGCACUGUCUUUCAAUUCCUUUCAGGAUCCAUUGUAUGCCGAAAAUAUAUACAAAAGAAAAGCACGGGCGACUCCUCCGGUCUUCCCUUUAUUUGCGGCUUCUUAUCUUGUAGCUUUUGGCUGCGCUACGGCGUCUUAACCAACGAGCAAAGCAUUGUUCUAGUGAAUGUAAUUGGAGCAACUCUGUUUCUCGUCUAUACUUUGGUCUUCUACGUGUUUACAAUUAAUAAACGCUGUUAUGUCAAACAAUUUGCAUUAGUUCUCCUUAUCCUAAUAGGAGUAAUUUGGUAUACGAAUGGACUGACCGCACAGCCAAAGCAAAUGGUUCAAAUAACAGGCAUCGUUUGCUGUGUUGUCACUGUCUGUUUUUUUGCGGCACCCCUAACAAGUCUAGUCCAUGUGAUAAGGGUCAAAAAUUCGGAAAGUCUACCCCUCCCACUAAUAUCCACAUCGUUUUUCGUCAGUUUGCAGUGGCUAAUCUAUGGCAUACUAAUAUCUGAUUCAUUUAUACAGAUACCCAAUUUCCUUGGCUGUAUAUUGUCUCUCUUGCAGCUUAGUCUUUUUGUAAUUUAUCCACCGCGUACUUAUACGGGCCAAGGCUAUAAACUAGUCGAACAGGCUGUGCCGUUUUAAAAAGGAUUUUAAGCAAAAUCAUUUAUAUGACAUCGAGCAGAUAUCAGAACAGGAUGAAAUUGUUCCUUGCCUAUUGCCUUGAAUGUGGAUCUAAGGUACUAACUAAGUAUAUGCAUACAUACAUAUGUAAAAUUGGAUAUGCAUAUAUGUAUAAUUUGUAAUACCUAAUUAGUAUCUAAUUUUAAGUAUUUAUUAAACUGAACUCAUAAAGAAAGAAA
Messenger RNA from Drosophila willistoni, 987 nucleotides. It is a transcript of the gene slv, whose product is annotated as sugar transporter SWEET1. NCBI's taxonomy places the organism in Eukaryota, Metazoa, Arthropoda, Insecta, Diptera, Drosophilidae. Gene Ontology annotation, cellular component: membrane. Gene Ontology annotation, biological process: carbohydrate transport. The record is from RefSeq and is a predicted model, not a curated record. The coding region runs from base 89 to 769 and encodes 226 amino acids. Gene Ontology annotation, molecular function: sugar transmembrane transporter activity. The transcript is spliced from 5 exons.